This is a messenger RNA of Manihot esculenta (cassava), 4351 nucleotides long. RefSeq names its product probable protein phosphatase 2C 51. The transcript has 22 exons. Gene Ontology annotation, molecular function: protein serine/threonine phosphatase activity; ATP binding; protein kinase activity. The record is from RefSeq and is a predicted model, not a curated record. Gene Ontology annotation, cellular component: cytosol; nucleus. Lineage: Eukaryota; Viridiplantae; Streptophyta; Magnoliopsida; Malpighiales; Euphorbiaceae. Gene Ontology annotation, biological process: protein phosphorylation; protein dephosphorylation. The coding region runs from base 160 to 3471 and encodes 1103 amino acids.
GCUAUUGCCUGUUAAUUUGGGCAGAAGAGAGUUCUUGCAGUUCACAACAAGCGCGCGAAUCAGUUCUUUUCCUCUCACCCGACUCCUCCCCUUUCCCGGAUUAAUUUCUAUGAUAUCGAAUUCUCAAUGAGGAUUCAGAAAUUAAUUUAGCGGAUCAGGAUGGUUGUAUGUAAUUGGAAGCGUUUAGUUGUAGGGUUUGUCAUCACCCUAUAUGCAACGACACAAUGUGGCGGAGAAUCGUCGACGUGUUUGACUGUGUACAAAGAAGGCGGUGCUCCGGCGGUUUUCCAAUCCACCAAAUGCCCUCGCUGGAAUCUUCCAAAUUACGACACUCCAUCACGCACCACCUCCACCACUGUAACUGGCAGCACCCGUUGCCAAUCGGCCUUGCUCCAGGGUCGAAGGAAGUCUCAGGAGGAUCGCAUCCUCUGCGCUCUUGACGUUCGCAUUCCUUUCCCUGGUAAAACAGGGCUUAAAGAGGUUACAGUAGGAAUCGUGGCAGUUUUUGAUGGUCACAAUGGUGCUGAGGCUAGUGAGAUGGCUUCGAAGUUUUUGUUGGAGUAUUUUGCUUUGCAUACAUAUUUUCUUUUGGAUGCUACAUAUUCCUUUGUGUUGAAGAAAUACGCAGGAAGAUUACCUAGUAAGAGAGAAAAGGAUGCUGUUUUUCAGGUGUUAAAUUGGGAUGAAGAACUUGGUCGGCCGGAGCUGAAUUUUGAUAGGUUUAAAUUUCCAUUACCAGAAAACUUUGAUGAUGCUUUUCAUUUGGAAAUUUUGAAGGAAGCAUUAUUGAGGGCUAUCCGUGAUAUUGAUGCCACAUUUUCAAAAGAAGCAUCUAGAAGAAAUCUUGAUUCAGGUUCAACUGCCACCAUUGUACUGAUAGCAAAUGAUCAAAUUUUAGUUGCCAACAUUGGAGAUUCAAAGGCUUUUUUGUGUUCUGAAAAAUUUCAGUCUCCUGCAGAGGCAAAAGCCAAUUUAUUAAGGUUGUACAGAGAGCGGAGACGUAGUGGAGCUGCUUUUCCUUCAAGAUAUCGGGACAACAUUAAAUUGAUUGCCUCCAAUGGACUGGCAUAUUUUAUUGUCGAGGAAUUGACUAGAGACCAUCAUCCAGACAGAGAUGAUGAGAAGUUUCGAGUGGAAACUGCAGGUGGAUAUGUUCAUGAGUGGGGUGGAGUUUCUCGAGUAAAUGGUCAGUUGGCUGUUUCCCGAGCUAUUGGUGAUGUGUAUUUUAAGAGUUAUGGUGUUAUAUCUGCACCUGAAGUGACAGAUUGGCAAUCUCUUACCACAAAUGAUACAUAUCUGGUGGUCGCAUCUGAUGGCAUGUUUGAAAAGUUGAGUUUACAGGAUGUUUGUGAUCUACUUUGGGAAGUACAUACUCAUGGAACUGAGAGAUCAGAUCUUUCUUCUUCAUGUUCACAUUCAUUAGCUGAAUGUUUAGUAAACACUGCAUUUCAAAAGGGCAGUGUGGACAAUGUGGCAACUGUUGUUGUUCCAUUAUUAGGGUCUGUUAGAAUUCCUCAAAACCUGCCAAGUAAAAGGUGCAUUGAAGAUGGAGACAUGGAUUGCUCAUCUAUAGGGCUAAAGAAGUUCAUGCAUGACCAAUCAACUAAUGGUGUCACUUCUGAUCUACAACAAUUGACGCAUGGACAUCCACUUAUUGCAAAGUUUGACAGGUUACUGGUUGAAGGAAAACGUGGGAACUUUGGAUGUUAUUAUUUGUCUGAGAACCUAGAUGAUAUGGACACACUAGGAGCUCAAAAUAUUGACAAAGAAAAUUAUGUGCAUGGCAUACCUCAGGCUCUACCAGAGGCCUUCAGUCACCAGUAUGGUGGACCCCUGAAUUUAUAUAAUGACCUGAAUUUAUGCUUAAGUAUUGGGAUGCCUGUUGGAGUUAAAGAUCAAUGCACUAAUCCCGAAGUCUUUGCUAGUUUCCUUGGUUUGCUUGAGUCUAUUCCUUUCCAUGAUACUGGUUCAAAUUUGGGAUCAACUGAGUAUGCAGCGCCUGACUUAAGAUAUGUACUAAAGAAAAGGUUUGGUCAAGGAUCAUAUGGUGAAGUAUGGCUGGCCUUCUACUGGAACUGUCAUCAAGAUAGAAAUGCUUCAGUUUGGGCUAGAAAAAAUGAUAACAUCUCGUUUGCUAGUUGUUCUGAUGCAAACGGAAGAACUUCUUCUCGCCAUACUAUGCAAGAUUGCAAUGCUAGUUCUCCAGAUGACAACUUGUUCAUUUUGAAACGAAUAAUGGUGGAGAGAGGUGCGGCUGUUUAUUUGAGUGGUCUACGGGAGAAAUAUUUUGGUGAAUUAUUCCUAAAUGCCUCCAGGCGUCUUGGCUGUUUACUUUCAGAUGGAACCUCAGCCCCUUUAUUGGAAGAAUUGGAAUCAGAUUUUGAUGACCUUUUGGAAUCAAAUGAAUCAUUCUAUGGAUCAUGGAACAGUUGGAAUUUUGAAAAUAUAUUCCCCAACAAAUUUAGACUGCAGAGAGCUUCUUUUGAAGAGGGUUUGAACCAUAUAGCAAGAUAUGUAGAGUCUUUUGAAUCACGAUCUAAUGAAAUUUGGCUUGUAUUUUAUCAUGAAGGUGUCUCCUUGUCAAAGAUUAUGUAUACCGUGGAGGAAAUAGAAAAUAAAUCUGAAAAAGAAAAGAUUGAAGAAGUAAUUCGUGUUCAGGUAUUGCACCCUUCAAAGUGGUGGCAUUGGCUGAAGACAACGGAAGCAGGAAAAGAGGAAAUGCGCAACCUUAUAUGGCAGUUGCUGAUAGCAGUUAAGGCUUGCCAUGACCGCCACAUCACCCACAGGGAUAUCAAACCAGAGAACAUGGUGAUAUGCUUUGAGGAUCAGGCCACAGGUAGAUGCUUGAAAGGAGGUCCCACUAGAGACAAGAACUACACCACCAAAAUGCGCAUUAUUGACUUUGGUAGUGCAAUGGAUGAGUUCACUCUGAAACAUUUAUAUGGAUCAACAGGACCUUCUAGAGCUGAACAAACUUAUGAGUAUGCCCCUCCUGAAGCAUUUCUUAAUGCAAGUUGGUAUCAGGGCCCAUCAUACUUGAACUUAAAGUAUGAUAUGUGGAGUGUUGGUGUUGUGAUCUUAGAGUUGAUCUUAGGAUCUCCAAAUAUUUUUCAAAUAAGUUCUCUAACACGAGCCCUUCUAGAUCCCCAUAUUGCAGGUUGGAAUGAAGACCUUAAGGAGCUCGCAUACAAACUUAGGUCAUUGAUGGAACUAUGUAUUUUAAUCCCUGGGAAUUCAUCUAAACAUAAUCCUACGAUGGGCCAAGGUGGAGCCACUUCACCUGCUUCCUGGAAGUGCUCUGAAGAGUUCUUUGCACAGCAAAUCAAGAGUAGGGAUCCUCUGAAAUUAGGGUUUCCAGAUGUUUGGGCUUUGCGGUUAGUGCGCCAACUAUUACUCUGGAAUCCUGAGGAUCGAUUGAGCGUUCAUGAUGCUUUGCAGCAUCCUUAUUUCCAUCCUCCUCCUACAAGAUGAGCUAACAAGAAGCAUCCAAGUUUCUUUCAUUUUAUGCACCAGUGGUUUCUUCUUCCUGAAGGUGCCAGUUUCAUAGUUGUUUUGGUUCUAAUGUGCACCGGAUCACUUUGUGGGCUUUUCAGGGACGUUUUGAAUUGAAUUGCCAAAUGAGAGUUGUUGGGAAAUGGGAGGGAGUUCUAUUCUCUUACUUGAGAUUGCUCCUUGGAGCAAAAUAAUGUUUAUUGUCAGCUCCUGAUAGAAUCAUUUCAUCAGCACGAGGUGACUAUUCCUGGAUCCAGUUGCCGCACCAACCAUUGCGCAUGUUUUUCAACACAACUUUUGGUGCCAAAAGGCUAUUGGUGUGUGAGGUCCUACAAGUAAUGCAGUCAUUCUUUAACUCGGGCAAUGAAGACAGAGGGAGGAAACCUUAAGGAAAGGUUUAGACGUUCAAUCCACAGACCAGACCGACAUUUCUUGGACAGAAGAAGAGAAGGCCUCUGACUCAAACAUUGGCAGCUAACAUUUGCUCAUCAUACAAAAGAACAGUGGCAGUGGAGCCAGAGAAAAAGUUAUUUUUAUUUGCUUCCAGGAGUACAGAAUGAAGCAAUAACAAUGUUAUGGUUUUCAAGGAGUGUACCGGAAUUAAACAGUCAAAUGAAAAGUGAGUAGAACCAUGUUACUGUUCUGGAUAAUGCUUCUUUUAGAAUUUCCAACUGAAAUGAUUUAUAAUCGCUCGAGGGAAACACCCAUUGUUAUGCCCAUUUUCUUGUAUGAACGGUAUACAACGCCAUCUCGCUAGCUUCCUUCCCACCAUCGGCAAGGCCACCAGAUACUGCUUCCUCCUCAAGCCCAUUUUUGCCUACAUACUUGGAUUCAUAAUGUAGCUUCUUUUAGUCGAUUA